UAAUUUCGUUGUGUAAAAUUUGGUAAAAUUAUAUUAAUAUUUUGCUGAUAUAAAUUUUUAAAAUGAAAGCAACGUUAAUAUUUGAUAGUGUAAAUGAUUUAUUGUUUUCAAAAUGGGAUGAUACUUUCAUACAACGCAUGAAAUGUUUCAAUGAACAGGAAACUGAAGGCAUAUCGGACAGUUACAAUGUGUCCCAAUUACUGUCUCCUAUCAUUACAUCUCAACGCGUCAUGGCUGCACAAUUUGGGAAUACUUAUUCUUCAAUGCAGUGCAAAGACAACACUACUAUUGUUUUCGAUGAGUGGCUAGACCAUGUCUUCAUGAUCAUCAGCGAGGAUGAUGUAGAUGAUGCUCAUAGGGAGCUCCUGGACUGUAAAACUUAUGUGCAACAUAUUUGUGGACAAAACAUUAACCUCUUACAGUCCUGUGUGUAUCAAGACUGGCUAUCAGUCUUAUUAGAUUGUAGAACCAAGGGUGAUUCUAUUCCUGGAGCCAGUGGAAUGAUUGGUGAGAGUGGUGCUACAGGAGCGGCUCUUAAUGCUCUAAAAGCUGCAGCCAAAGACAUCAAGUGCUCACCACACCACCACUACCAUCUGAUGCUGUAUGUAGGGGACAAGAUAUUAGCUCUCUACUCUAGCCGUGGCAGUGAGGACUUGUCUGCUCCUGAUUUGAUUCUGAUGAGUAACCAGUGUGUGGCUGCCCAGGAAUAUUGGACUAAUGUUGAUGUUGGGGAAAAUGGGUCUCACAAUUCCAUUCAUUUGCCUUGGCUGUCUGAGGAGAAUAGUGCCAUUGUGAAUCUGUGCGCUGGUGCCACAUGCAGCCCAUGCGCGCCAUACUCGAUGCACAUUGCAGAAGUGGCACCUAGGAUAAGUUUUGUAGCUCUCAUUGACAUGGAUUUAAGGGAAGUGGGCAUUGCUGUACAUAUGUCAAGUCAAAUUUUGUCUAAUUUAAGAAGACUCUUGUUACAAAGAAAUUUGGAAUUACUUCCAACAACCCUUGACUCUUUGGAAGCUGCAUUAAAAAAGACAACAGACGCAUUACGUAAAAACAAAGCACACUCGAACCUCUGCGCUCGCGUGACGUCACGCAUGCUGGAGCUUCGCAAGUCUUGCACCACGACCACGCCGCUGACGCCCGAGACUGCUGCCACAGCCAUGCACACCGCCCUAGAGGCCGUCAUCGAACUCCUCAAGCCAGACAUCCCCAGCCUCAAACUGGACCAAGCGCUCAAGAACUUAAGAACCAUUUUAGCGCCAUACGUCGAGUUUCUACGAGUGAAAGCGAUGAGAUACUUCAGCCUUGGAUCAUAUCCUUUUCAAAAGAUCAACUUUUAUUUCUGUUGUGAGCAUGUUGUUUGUUGUUUAAUAAUAUUUAUAGUAGGUGUUAUCCCUGCUACAUAGCAAGUGAUUGAAUUAAUGUUUGCUUUGCGCAUGAUUGUAGUAAAUAUGAAAAAAAUAAGAAAAUUAUCUUUAAGUUCUAAAUGAAAAUGACAUACACAGAAUUAAAUUCUUUAAACAUUUUUUUGUGCUGUGAUGACGCUAAUUACAAGCUAUUAAAUGUAGUUGUAACUGGAUUUGAUUUAAUUAGCUUUUACCCAAUUAGCUUAUCAUUAUCAUGCAUGACAUUCAUUUAAAUUGUUUCGUGAGAUGCACAAUUUUUAUAGUAGAAGUUUUAUUAUCUGAAUUUAGUUUGCAACAUAUCUGUGAGUCAUUAUUUACACACUGAUAUGAUCGCAGAGUAAACAAUAAACAUUUUUUUUAUAAAUCAUGUGUAUUGCAGUCAAAUCUCAUCUUGCAACAACCAUGUUACAAAUAUAAUUUAUUUUAAUUCACGAGACAAUUGUCCGUCCAUCAUGCAAUGUUUAUCCGAUUAUUUCGCUUAAUGUGGGUGGUUCGCUCGGCACGGGCGAGGCGGACAGUGGUUCCCUAACGCUGCACAAGUAUGUGGAGGAGUUCCCUGGACUGGUCCACUUCGUGUACGUGGACCGAGCCACGGGCCGCUUCCUGGCGCCCGAUAUGGCCGACUGUGUGGACAUGCUCUCAGCGGAGACCGUGAGUGUUCUACUCUUGUUAUUAUCUAACGCUGCACAAGUAUGUGGAGGAGUUCCCGGGACUGGUCCACUUCGUGUACGUGGACCGAGCCACGGGCCGCUUCCUGGCGCCCGACAUGGCCGACUGUGUGGACAUGCUCUCAGCGGAGACCGUGAGUGUUCUACUCUUGUUAUUAUCUGACGCUGCACAAGUAUGUGGAGGAGUUCCCUGGACUGGUUCACUUCGUGUACGUGGACCGAGCCACGGGCCGCUUCCUGGCGCCCGAUAUGGCCGACUGUGUGGACAUGCUGUCAGCGGAGACCGUGCGGGCAAUAAUAGCGCGCAGCUUCGCCGUGAUCCGGGAAGGCUACACGGCGGCGACGUGGCGGCGCGGCGCGCUACACGCGUGCUGCGUGGCCUGGUGGGAGCGGCGCGGCGCGGCCGUGCGCCCC
Messenger RNA from Ostrinia nubilalis (European corn borer), 2482 nucleotides. RefSeq lists its product as uncharacterized. Gene Ontology annotation, cellular component: BLOC-3 complex. The record is from RefSeq and is a predicted model, not a curated record. The coding region runs from base 63 to 1400 and encodes 445 amino acids. Gene Ontology annotation, molecular function: guanyl-nucleotide exchange factor activity. The transcript has 9 exons. Gene Ontology annotation, biological process: vesicle-mediated transport. NCBI's taxonomy places the organism in Eukaryota, Metazoa, Arthropoda, Insecta, Lepidoptera, Crambidae.